AUGUCGUAUCUUCCCAAAGACGCCAUUAACCUCACGGGCGGCUGCUAUUGCAAAGCCAUCCGCUACACCGUCAAAGUCCCAGCCUGGGACAAGCGCCCUCCCGUUCCUGGCGCCCUGGACACUCCCAUCUCUUCGACCGAAAAAGUCCAGACAAAACUGCCCCUGGUUGACAUCGACCACUGCGGCAACUGCCGCCGCCAGGCUGGCUGUUUGGUUCAAUGCUGGCUCAUAGUGCCCAUCAACUGGGUGGAAUGGGACCUGCAACCGAAAGAUGAAGCUGCGGGGGACGUCGGGCAAACUCUUCAUUUAUCUACCCGCGAAGCUGUGGGACCGGCCAAAGAGAAUGAAGAGAAGUCGUCCUCGACCUCGACCUCGACCUACGUAUCGCGCUUCUGCUGCACUGAUCGGGCAACGAGGGUUUUCUGUUCACGCUGCGGUACCAACCUCACAUACCUGAGCCACAAAUACCUGGAUACUCCGCAGGCAUUUGUCGAUGUCGCCGUGGGUAGCCUCGAUCCGGGAUCUAUCGAGUUGGCAAAGCCAGACCGGCAUGGUUGGUGGGACUUUGGCGUUGAUUGGAUCAAGACUCUGCUGAGGAAGGGAGACGGCGGGUUUAUGAUCAGACACCACACGGGUGAUGUGACUCGAGCUGUGGAAGAUUAG
Fonsecaea multimorphosa CBS 102226 is the source of this 663-nucleotide messenger RNA. RefSeq lists its product as uncharacterized. The transcript has a single exon. Lineage: Eukaryota; Fungi; Ascomycota; Eurotiomycetes; Chaetothyriales; Herpotrichiellaceae. The record is from RefSeq and is a predicted model, not a curated record. The coding region runs from base 1 to 663 and encodes 220 amino acids.